This is a messenger RNA of Sorex araneus (European shrew), 1017 nucleotides long. RefSeq names its product GTPase IMAP family member 6-like. The coding region runs from base 1 to 1017 and encodes 338 amino acids. The transcript is spliced from 3 exons. NCBI's taxonomy places the organism in Eukaryota, Metazoa, Chordata, Mammalia, Eulipotyphla, Soricidae. The record is from RefSeq and is a predicted model, not a curated record. Gene Ontology annotation, molecular function: GTP binding. Gene Ontology annotation, cellular component: cytosol.
AUGCAUCUGCGAGGUUUUGAGCUUGGAAAAUUAGAGCUUACAUCAGAGGAUGUGACUUCUGAUCUAGGUGCUGGGGCUGGCAAGAAGGGAGCCCUCAUGGUCCAGGUUCCAAAGUUUGCUGUCUGGUUCCUGACUGGUGCAAGGGAGAAGAUGAAGGAAGAAUUUGAACAGGUCCUUUCUGAGAAAUCACCAGGAACACAAUUUCAGGAGCUUAAGGAGGUCCAGUCAGCAGUGCUGCGGAAUGAAAAGGCACCAAAUACACUGAGGCUGAUCUUGGUCGGGAAAAGCGGAAGUGGGAAGAGCGCCACCGGGAACAGCAUCCUGGGCCGGACCCACUUCGAGUCAAGACUCAGCGCCGCACCUGUGACACAGACCUUCCAGACGGGGACGAGUGAGUGGGCCGGGAAGCAGCUGGAGGUGAUGGACACCCCCGAUCUCCUGUGUCCCUUGGACCCUCCUGCGGUGUCCACUCAGCGCAUGUGCGAGGCCAUCACCUUGUCCUCCCCGGGGCCCCACGCGGUGCUGCUGGUGACCCAGUUGGGCCGCUUCACAGAGCAGGAUCGCCAGGCGGCCCUGCGCCUCCAGCAGCUCUUCGGGGCGGGCGUGCUGGCACACACCAUCCUGGUGUUCACCCGCAGCGAGGACCUGGCUGGGGACUCCCUGGACGAGUACCUGCGAGGCUCGGACAACCGGGACCUGGCCAGGCUGGACGCGCUGUGCGCGCGGCGCCACUGCGGCUUCAACAACAGGGCGCAGGGGCGCGAGCGGGAGGACCAGCUCCAGGCGCUCAUGAAGCAGGUGGAGGCUGUGCUGUGGGAACAGGAGGGCCAGUGCUACAGCAACAGCGCGUACCUGUACUGGCAGGGGAGGCCACACUGGGACGGGCCAGCGAGGCCAGCGGUCCCGGGGCAAGGCUCCCAGGAGGAGCGGGAGGAGGAGGACAGGCUAGAGCUGUGCAAGGUCCAGAGGGAGUCUGAGGAAUCCCACAAACGUGUCCUAGGAAGUGACCCCCUUUGA